Daphnia pulicaria is the source of this 806-nucleotide messenger RNA. RefSeq names its product glycine-rich cell wall structural protein 1.8-like. NCBI's taxonomy places the organism in Eukaryota, Metazoa, Arthropoda, Branchiopoda, Diplostraca, Daphniidae. The record is from RefSeq and is a predicted model, not a curated record. Bases 82 to 648 code for a protein of 188 amino acids. The transcript has 5 exons.
UAAAAGCAAAGGCGGAACAACCAUCUAGUCAGAUAGCAUUUCCUCCUCAUACGAACACUAUCUCAAUCCACAUCCAGCAAAAUGUUGAAGAUAACCGUGACGCUCGCUCUAAUCGUGGCUUCAGCAUUGGCUCUUCCACAGUUCUAUGGCCGACGUCCAUACCAUGGCCGCCAUCACGGCGGUGCGGCCGGAUUCGGUCAAGGAGCUGCAUACGUUCAACCAGGUUACGGCGGAUAUCCAUCCGGGUACUAUCAAGGUGGUUACCCUGGUGGUGGUUACCCUGGUGGUUAUCCUCAGCAAAAUCACUACCAAGGAGGAUUCGCCCAACCGGGAUAUCAGCAAGGAGGAUUCGCUCAACCGGCGGGAUAUCAACAAGGAGGAUUCGCACAACCUGCAGGAUUGCAACAGGGAGGCUUUGCUCAGCCCGGUGCCUUGAUUCCUGCAACUGGUUUCGGAGGUAGCGGAACGGGUAGUGGAGCUGGAACUGGCAGUGCUGGCCCUGGUGGAGUGUCUGCAUCAGGCGUUGCCAUUUCAAGCGCUCAGAACGGCGGAUUCGGUACAGCUUCCGGAAGCGGAACAGGAUUCCUCGGUCCCUUCGGUCAAGCAGGAGCCACCGGACAGGGUACCGGAAGCAGCUUUGGAAAAUAAACUACUACACAAUGAACGAUCUGUGGUUUUUAAAGUCGUGGCAAUGUUCUAAUUUGACAACUGAAAUCUCUGUAUUAUUAUCUUGUCGAUGUAUAACUAUCCUGACACAUCUAUGCUGUGAAAGGUUUCCUAAAAAAUACAUUUUCUUAAAGAGGAAA